Salvia miltiorrhiza (redroot sage) is the source of this 2407-nucleotide messenger RNA. Its product is annotated as serine/threonine-protein kinase PBL27. Gene Ontology annotation, molecular function: ATP binding; protein kinase activity. The transcript has 5 exons. The record is from RefSeq and is a predicted model, not a curated record. Lineage: Eukaryota; Viridiplantae; Streptophyta; Magnoliopsida; Lamiales; Lamiaceae. Gene Ontology annotation, biological process: protein phosphorylation. The coding region runs from base 421 to 1968 and encodes 515 amino acids.
UAACAUUUCUUUAUUUCCACACAAUUCACAUUCACAUACAUGAAAAUUAUUCUGUCAUCUUAAUUGCAAUUUUUUUCGCUUCUUUUUUCCGUUUCUUUAACUUUUUCAUCUCUUUCUUUACCUUUCUCUUGAACAAUCAAGAUUUUCCUCGAUUUGUUGAUCUGCUUUUACCUCAAAACGAGCUCUUGGUUGAUCUCUACUCUCGGAAAUAUUGGGGCUGUGAUGAGCUGCUUAUGGCCGAAAUUCUCAAUCAGAAGAUUUCAAGAAUCGAAUUUUGAUGAGAUGGGCUGCUUUGAAUGGAUAGGAACACGCUUCUGAUGGUCGAAUUUCACGUAUAUUGAGAUAUAUAUAGAGUAGCUAGAGAAUUUAAGUGGGUUCUUUUUUUUUCUUUUUUUUUUUGGAGAGUGAGUGGGUUGAAAAAUGAGGUGUUUUUCCUGCUUCGGAUCAUCGAAGAAGGAAGGAAAUAAUGGUGGCAAUGGAGACAAAGAAGAGUCAAAGAAGGAUUCUGCUAAAGAGGGCUCAUCAGCUCAGUCCAAUUCCAAUGUAAAUAGAGUGAAUUCAGAUAAAUCAAGAUCUCGGACUGGUAAUGAUUCUAAGAAGGAAAUGCCAAUAUCGAAAGAGCCAAAUAUAGCUGCUCAAACAUUCACAUUUCGCGAGCUUGCUGCAGCAACAAAGAACUUUAGACCAGAGUCCUUGCUAGGUGAAGGUGGGUUUGGACGUGUUUACAAAGGUCGACUAGAAAGCACGGGACAGUCCGUUGCAGUUAAACAGCUUGAUCGGAAUGGCCUUCAAGGGAAUCGAGAGUUUUUGGUGGAGGUUCUCAUGCUUAGCCUCUUGCACCAUCCAAAUCUUGUCAACUUGAUCGGGUAUUGUGCUGAUGGUGACCAACGUCUUCUAGUAUAUGAGUACAUGCCAUUGGGAUCGCUGGAAGAUCAUUUACACGAUCUUCCACCAGAUAAAGAACCUUUGGACUGGAAUACAAGGAUGAAGAUAGCUGCUGGUGCAGCAAAGGGAUUAGAAUACUUGCACGACAAAGCGAAUCCACCAGUCAUAUACAGAGACCUGAAAUCUUCUAAUAUUCUUCUUGAUGAUGGAUACUUCCCAAAGUUGUCCGAUUUCGGGCUUGCCAAACUGGGCCCCGUUGGGGAUAAAACUCACGUCUCUACGAGGGUGAUGGGGACGUAUGGUUAUUGUGCCCCGGAGUAUGCUAUGACUGGUCAGCUCACCCUAAAAUCCGAUGUCUACAGUUUCGGAGUCGUCUUUCUUGAAAUCAUCACGGGACGAAAGGCUAUCGACAACAUGAGGAGUGCAGGGGAGCAUAACCUCGUCGCAUGGGCGAGACCGCUUUUCAAGGACCGGAGAAAGUUCCCGAAAAUGGCAGAUCCUCUACUGCAAGGCCGCUACCCGAUGCGUGGACUCUAUCAGGCACUAGCAGUGGCAGCCAUGUGCUUGCAAGAGCAAGCUGCGACGAGGCCUCUAAUCGGUGAUGUUGUUACUGCUUUGACAUAUUUGGCAUCGCAGAGUUAUGACCCUAACGCAGCACCAGGCUCCCAGAGCAGAGGAGACUCGUCUACGCCGAGGUACAGGGAUGCACGUAGGAAUAUAUCCAAUGCGGACAGCCUGGAAGACAUGGGGCGUGGAGGCCACUACAGCUCACCUUCCGCGCACAAGAACUCUCCUGAUUACAGGAGGAGAGACUCGCCCGGAGACUUCAAUGCUGGUGCAGAGCUGAAAAGGAUCGAAACAGGGGCCGGGUCCGGGUCCGGGUCUGGCCGGAGAUGGGGCACGGACGAGCCGGACGGCCCCGAUUCUCAACGGGAGAGCCCCGCCAGUGGCGGUCGAACGAGAGAGACUCCGAAGAACCGGGACCUGGACAGGGAGCGGGCCGUUGCUGCCGCCAAAGUGUGGGGGGAGAACUGGAGGGAGAAGAAGCGGACGAACCCCCCAGGAGACGACACGUGUGAAUAAACAUCCUUUGAAUCUGUCAGCCUCUGUUGGGAAUGGAUCACAUCCACAUCCAUUGUUACCAGGUAUGGCUGGCCUCACUUGACUCUGAAACCAUUCGGCGUUUGGCCGGAGGAUUUUGCGAAAGGCGAUAGGGCGAGUUUAUAGUUCCGAUGGAAGGCUACAAUAUAUUGAUGAGCCUUUGUGGAUUUUUUCGUGUAUGAGAUGGGAAUUGCAGUAAUGGUGUAUGGAAAAUGUUGGUUGAUUCGAUUAUGUAGCUAUAGGGAGAAUAUGUUUGUCUAAAUGGUUUUUUGGCUCUCAUGUUUGUCUGUGUUUCAUGGAGGUUAAAAAUGUCCAAUCUUGUUUAGUCCACACACUUGCCAAUAUGUGAGUGAGUUUAGCUAUGCUUUUCGGCUUAUGGAAAGGAAUUUGUGUUGAUUAAUUCAAAUCUUUCUUUUCGGAA